UCAUAUAAUUUUUAUAGGUAAUAAGUGUCUAUGUUACAAACUUGUGUCGUGUUCUUUAAAAUAUAUGUUGAUAACAUUUAUCGAAUUUAUGUAUAAACAUUUUGUUUGACGUGAUACAUUUAAUGAGUCUGUGUCGUCAAUAUUAGAACGUAAAGUUCGCGGGUGGCUAACUGGAGUGAUAGACGAUAUGAGACGGAGCAGUCCAGUCCAGCAAUGGCUGGAUUCCCUGCCAACAGAUUCCGAGACUUCGAAUCAAAAUGAUCCUGAAAUUGUUGUAGACCAUGGCCCUAAUCCCCAAGAACUAGUUCAAGAUUCAGAUACAAAAUCUGAUGAAAUUAAAGCAGACGAUUCUAUAACAGAAAAUACAGUUAUAGAAACAAAUCAAGAUAUAAUACAUGACGACAAAAAUCUAGAUGUACCUGGCCAGAGAGAUGGAUGGAAACGGAAAUCUUUGGAGAGUGGUACCCUUACAAGUAUUCCACAAUCAAGGAAUGUUAAAAAAAAACUACAAAGAGAUCACUCUGUUCAAUCAGAAGGUUAUACACCCCGAUUUAAAAACCCAUUAUUCAGAGAUCAUUCACUACAGUCAGAUGCUAGUGGAUCAAGCGGCAGUUCAGUCUUAAAUGUUUUAGGGGCUAGAAAAGUAGAUGCUGAAUCAGUGCUAUUAGCACUCGGAUUUGGGCCAAGUGAAAAGCAACAGAAAUUACAAAGAAUACCAGACAGAUUUUUAGUCCCUUCAAAACUCAAAGGUAUAAGUACGGAUAAGUUUAUCAAAGAUGAGCAACAUUCAAUGCGAAUGCAUGAUUGUGGAGUCUUUGGAUAUAGAGGUCUUACAGGGAAUCCUCAUGUUCCACCGUCGACAAUUGUAGCUAAAAUAAUGGAUUGUAUCCUUCAAGACGAUGUAUGUCGCGAGGAAGCGUUGAUGAAAACGCGUCAUUCCAUAGCGGACCUGCGCAACCCGGCGGCGAUACACGCACAUCUGACAUCUCGAUUGAGGAGUACUUGACUCGAGCUACUCUUCAGUCGGCUCGUGAGUUACUGUCAAAGUUAAAAUAGAUCGUGUUUGUAAUACUUUUCAUAAAUCCUGUGUGUAGGUCCUGUUUUAAAUGAAGCUUGUUUGGAUAAACCAAAGAUAUCAUUCGUUUUCGUAAUGAUAUUCAUUAAUAGACAAGAUACCAUUCAAAGCAUUCCGUAUAAAAACCACAUAAAUAAGUUUAUUUACAUAUACGUUAUAAAAAUUGAAUUGAAGCUAUUUUCAAGUUCACGAUUAAUCAUGUAAAAUUGCGCCUGCGUCAUUAAAGGAUUGUUACUCUGUUAACUAAAUUAAUAGAUAUAGCGAGUUCACUUUAUAUGCUGAAAAAUGCAAUCCACUCUAAAUCGGCUUCGGUACUGCGAAUCAAUCUGAUAAUACGUAUUACUAUAUGUCUGGUGAAAAUCCAAAAAUUGCCUCGUUUAUCUAUAGUAAAGUACUAAAUCUCAUCAUUUUUUGUACAAGAGAGAUGGUGGAUUUGUUGACACGCAAUGUAAUUAAACGCAUUUGUAAUGUGCCCUUAAACUCCGUGAUUUAGAGUAUAUUAUUAUUCCUCUUAUGAGAUUCGAAUUAAUUUUUGUCAUAGUACCUGAUUCAUUGUUGUUUAUUAUCUAUAAAUAAAUAUUUUUACUGUUUAAUAAUUCCGUUGACAUUCCUAAGGAAAUUAAAAAAAAAUCAUAGACGCAACGGUUAAUAUGAAUUCCUAAUGAAAUAGGACAAUUUUUUUUAGAUAUACUUCGAUAAAGCUCAAUCAUUUAGGCGGAACUUUACCUUUCCAAUAUUAAAUUGCGAUCGAAGCCUCAUAUUUUCAGUUUUAAUUACUUAUUCCUAUAGAGUACGUAAUAUAUUUUUAUAGGUAUUAAAAAUCAGUUUACAUUGUAAGACAAUUUACUAGAUAAAAUAAAUAAAGGUUAAACCUUUAUCCUCUUUUUAAUUCAUAAUCUUUAAAAAUGACGCUGGUGCAGUUGACUUAAAAACUGACUUCAUAAAAACUUACUUUUUACCACAUAAUAUUUGUAAUUGCGUAGGUACAUUAAUUAUACUUAAUAAUUUUGAUUUUGAAAAGCAAUAUAUGAUACUUAUUGAACAAGACGGAAUAUUUAAAUAAUUAAAAUAAUAUUAUCAAUUAGGUAAAAUAUAUGCACAAUUUUAUUUGAGAUUUAAUAUUAUAUUUUACGUGACUUAUACUCUUUUUUAGUAAUACAAUUACUUAUAUUGAAUAUGAUACAAAAUACAUUUAGUACAACCCGUGGCAUUAAAGACACGAAUAAAAAAAUGGCGGUUUUAGAUUAGAUUGGAAAAAUAAUAAUUUUUAAUACUAAUAAAUUAAAUUGCUUAAAAGAGUAGAUGCAAACAAUGUCGAUAUAUCUCACUAAAUGCAUUCGUUUGUAAUGUAACAAAUGGACACUGAGCUAAGUGUAUUGCGAUUUCUAUUUUAUACCACUCCCUGCAUGGUAAGCGUACAUUACCAGUGUCGUAGCUAUAGCGAUGAGCGCCUCUGGCAAGAUUUAAAAUUGUGCGCCCCCAUAAUUAAUGUACAAGUGUGAAAAAAUCAGUAUGUAUUAAAUGAGAGACUCUGUUUAUAAUCUGUAACUAUACUUAUUAAGUUGAAGUAUAUUUUUUAUUUGUUAACAUAAUGUUUUGAUUAUCUGUGCCAUAGCGACCCACAAGUAAUUGCCCAAUGGCAUUCGGCCCCAGCUCCUAGCUACGACACCGUACAUUACAUGGCAAUGUACUUACAUAUAUAUUGGUCAAUCAAUUGAUCAUACUGUUACAUUACAUGCGAAUUGGUCAUGAUGAGUAUCUCUCUUUCAUAUAAUAAGACGUGAAAAGACAUGAUGUAGUUCCUAAAUCGUUAAUACAUAUCUGCAACUUAGCAAUGAUUACAUCCGAUUUAAUAAUUGUUUAAUUAACAUUAAUAGGCUAGUUACUUAUUUAAGCAUAAUUAAAAAUUAUGAAAUACUUGAAUAUUUUGUAGAUUAUUAUUAUUAUUAUUUUAUGAUAAAAGAUAAUAUAUAAUAGUUUUAAUAUAUAGGUUAUUUAAGUAUUGAAGAAAAUUAAUUCAAACAAGUAAAUAAUAUAGAAUUACAUUUUAUAUUUAUUUUUAAAG
This is a messenger RNA of Nymphalis io (European peacock), 3140 nucleotides long. RefSeq lists its product as uncharacterized. Bases 188 to 1006 code for a protein of 272 amino acids. The record is from RefSeq and is a predicted model, not a curated record. The transcript has 5 exons. Gene Ontology annotation, molecular function: signaling receptor binding. Lineage: Eukaryota; Metazoa; Arthropoda; Insecta; Lepidoptera; Nymphalidae.